Messenger RNA from Dracunculus medinensis (Guinea worm), 318 nucleotides. The record is from the annotation of a GenBank genome assembly. NCBI's taxonomy places the organism in Eukaryota, Metazoa, Nematoda, Chromadorea, Rhabditida, Dracunculidae.
AUGAAACACGGUUGCAAAAGUGUCACAUAUGGAACAUGGUUACAAAGGUGUCACAUAUGGAACAUGGUUGCAAAGGUGUCACAUAUGGAACAUGGCUGCAAAGGUGUCACAUAUGGAACAUGGCUGCAAAGGUGUCACAUAUGGAACAUGGCUGCAAAGGUGUCAUAUGUGGGACAUGGUUGCAAAGGUGCCACAUGUGGGACAUGGUUGCAAAGGUGUCACAUGUGGGACAUGGUUGCAAAGGCAUCACAUGAUGGUGAAUUCUCGAAAUUGACUAAAUAUGAUUUCGCGUAUAAUCUCGUAACUCUUAUUAGUUAA